AUCGCUUCAUUCGAUACAGUUUACAGUGCUGACUCGACUGAAUUUUGCCCCUUUCAAAGCCAUGCUCAAUAUCUAGCUGUCGGUACUUAUCAGUUAACCGAUGAGCAGCAGGAAAAAGUGCGUGUUCGCAAAGGCAAGCUUUACCUUUUUGACGUGACAGAUUCAGCCGUGACAACAGAUGCUCCCGGUGCCAUCGGGGCCUCCUCUACCACAGCAUUGUUGCAACCCAAGCAAACCAUUGACAUGCCUGCUAUUUUAGACAUGAAAUGGAGCCAUAACCUCAUCUGUGAUAAACAAAUACUGGGUGUGGUGGAUUCAAUAGGCGGAUUUCAUAUGUACAGCUUUAGCGACAGCGGUAACAACAGCAGCGACGAUCACUUGGUCAAUAUAGGACAUACACAAGCCACAGACGAUACAAGUGUACUUUGUUUAUCUCUGGAUUGGGCGAAUCGUCUGAACGCUUCUGAUAAGCGCGUCGUCACAUCACACUCCAAUGGUGAUAUUAAUAUCCUCAGUCCUCAUCAGGAUGCCUACGUUAUUGAACAGCAAUGGCACGCUCACGAUUUGGAAGCAUGGAUUACCGCGUUUGAUUAUUGGAACACAAAUAUCGUCUAUUCUGGUGCGGAUGAUGGAUUAUUCAAAGGAUGGGAUUUACGUAUACCUGACCAACCGACAUUUACUUAUAAACGACAUAUGAUGGGGGUGACAACCAUGCAAUCCAAUCCUCAUAGAGAACAUCAGUUGGUAACAGGUAGUUAUGAUGAAACCAUCUAUUUUUGGGAUACGCGGGCGAUGCGAGCGCCUGUGAAUACAGUACAGACGCCUGGAGGAGGUAUCUGGCGGUUGAAAUGGCAUCCUACGCGAGCGGAUCGACUGUUAUCGGCUUCGAUGCACGCAGGUGCCUUUGUAAUCGAUGUUUUGGACGAGCAAUACAAUACAAACAUAACAACAGAGUUUUUAGAUCACACAUCCAUGGCUUAUGGAGCUGAUUGGUGCUAUCUGAAAGACAUGACAGAUUUAGUGGCUAGUUGUUCCUUUUAUGAUCAUGUAUUACAUUUUUGG
Molecule: messenger RNA, 1062 nt
Organism: Mycotypha africana
Lineage: Eukaryota; Fungi; Mucoromycota; Mucoromycetes; Mucorales; Mycotyphaceae
Product: WD40-repeat-containing domain protein
Exons: 1
Molecular function (GO): protein binding
Source: RefSeq, a predicted model, not a curated record